GUAAGCCCGUAAACCCCAGGUCCGGCCCCCUCACUGACAGCAAAGUAUCUGAUUCUGAUUCGAAAGUGGACUCGAUAUUCACCUUCUCCGUCCGCAUGGUAUCCUGAAGUCGCGAUCAGUCCAGAUAAUCCAGUUCAGAGACAUACUCACCCAUCACCUCCAAGAUGGCGUUCUUAUUUGACCUCACCAAGCCGCACCUGGCCUACUACUCUGUGCCCGCAGCGUUCAUGUUAGUGUUGGCGCCGCACUCGUACGCCAUGGUCGCAUCUGGGAAGAACUAUGAUAUCGCACAACCUCGCACUGCUGCAGAGAACUGCAAGAAUGAUACUACCUUCGACAAGAGAGCCGCCUUACGCAUCCAGCGAGCCGAAGCAGCAACGGCCAACGGCUUCGAGACCCUGGGUAUGUACUCGGCCGGGAUUGUCGCCGCUGCAGUGACGGGCGUCCCGGCGACAACGCUCAACUACCUGAGCCUGGCUUAUCUGGCCUCACGUGUGGGCUUCAACACCAUCUAUGUGUGGCUCCAGGAUAACAAGAAGCUGGCGCCACUGAGGAGCGUGUGCUGGAACAUAUCUGCCGGUAUUAUCGUUGCUAUCUGGGUCAAGGCUGGGAACAGGGCCGGUUCUUAGGUGGCAUCUGAACUACAGCAGAGAUCUAUCUACUGAGGUACUCAAGUAUGUAAGUGUGGAUAACAGAGCGGUCUGGCAACUGAAAGCACUAUCUGCCAUUGUUGUAGAAAAAGUUCCCAGAGAGCAUCGAAAUGUGAGGAAUAAGUACCUGAAUCACUGUCACUUGUUAAUGAGUGCACGUGUGGCACGCGGCAAGGACGCGACCGUUCAAGUACGUCAUUACCGAGUGUUGGCCGAUAUUUUGGGCUUUUAGUCAUGC
Molecule: messenger RNA, 888 nt
Organism: Diaporthe batatas
Lineage: Eukaryota; Fungi; Ascomycota; Sordariomycetes; Diaporthales; Diaporthaceae
Exons: 3
Coding region: 165-629 (154 amino acids)
Cellular component (GO): membrane
Source: RefSeq, a predicted model, not a curated record